Messenger RNA from Capronia coronata CBS 617.96, 1488 nucleotides. RefSeq names its product glucokinase. NCBI's taxonomy places the organism in Eukaryota, Fungi, Ascomycota, Eurotiomycetes, Chaetothyriales, Herpotrichiellaceae. Gene Ontology annotation, biological process: glycolytic process; glucose 6-phosphate metabolic process; intracellular glucose homeostasis. The record is from RefSeq and is a predicted model, not a curated record. The coding region runs from base 1 to 1488 and encodes 495 amino acids. The transcript has 2 exons. Gene Ontology annotation, molecular function: glucokinase activity; D-glucose binding; ATP binding. Gene Ontology annotation, cellular component: cytosol; mitochondrion.
AUGGCGCUUGAAGCAGAGACCAAGCGUAUGGUGGCACAGUUUGAAUAUACUGCCGAAGAUGUGAACAAGGGCGUGAAGGAAUUUAUGCGGGAAAUGGAAGAAGGCUUAGCGAAGCAGGGAACAACGCUGAGCCAAAUCCCAACCUAUGUCACCUCGGUUCCCAAUGGCACAGAAAAGGGUGUGUAUCUAGCGGUCGACCUCGGUGGCACCAACUUCCGGGUUUGCUCGAUCACGCUGCACGGGAACCACUCCUUCUCGCUACAACAGUCCAAGGUCCCUGUCCCAAGGUCUUUGAUGGAGGCGGAGACAGCCCACGAGUUGUUUUCCUUCCUUGCCAAACAGAUCGAGAGCUUUAUCAAAACACACCACAACGAGCAUUUCGAGAAGCACAAGAACGUUCCUGCGGCCGAGGACUUUUUCGACUUGGGCUUUACCUUCAGCUUCCCCGUCAACCAGAUUGGUAUCAACAAGGGCAGAUUGAUGCGGUGGACCAAGGGCUAUGAUAUCGAUGAAGCCGUGGGAAAGGACGUCUGCGAGCUCCUGCAAACCGAAAUCGAUGCUUUGGGACUUCAUGUGCGCGUGGCAGCUCUGGUCAACGACACUGUGGGGACCCUGAUGGCUCGGUCGUACACUUCUCCCGGCAAGACCAAGACAUUAAUUGGGGCCAUUUUCGGUACCGGCACCAACGGGGCGUACGUGGAGAAAUUGGACAGGGUCAAGAAGAUGAAGGCAAUUGAGGAGGCGGAGGGCGGCGUCACCAACUACGACGAGUCUACGGGCCUCAUGGUCAUCAACACAGAAUGGGGCAGCUUUGACAAUGGGUUGAGCGUUCUGCCAAGUACUCAAUAUGACAUCGACCUGGAUCGAGAGUCGGUCAACCCCGGCUUGCAGAUGUUUGAGAAGCGGGUAUCGGGGAUGUUCCUGGGAGAGAUCCUCCGCCGAGCCUUGCUUAGUUUGCAUACGCAUCCUGAUGCGGGUGUGGCGUUGUUCAAGGACGCAUCGUCGCUCGACAAUGAUAUUAGAAGUACCACCACGGUGGGCGAGGACAGUCCGCUUUACCAGCAGUGGGGCAUCGACACCUCUUUCCUCUCUAUCGUCGAGGAAGACCAGUCCGACCAUCUCCGAAUCACGAAGCAGACCCUGGAAAAGGAGCUGAAGAUUGAAGCCGCCUCCACCGAGGACUGCGUGGCGGUCAAGAUGUUGGUCCACGCUAUCGGCAAACGAGCGGCCAGGCUCAGUGCAGUGGCCCUAGGAGGUGUUAUUCUCUCGACGAACAAGCUGGAGGAGGACGAGAUUGUGGACAUUGGUGUUGACGGCAGCUUGGUCGAGUACUACCCGGGCUUCGAGGACUAUAUCCGGGAGGCAUUCCGUGAGAUUGAAGGAAUUGGGGAGAAUGAGAAGAAGAUACGGAUUGGCCUGGCAAAGGAUGGCAGUGGCCUCGGAGCUGCUCUGAUCGCCUUGGUCGCCCACAAUGCUGAACCUCGGUGA